AUGCUCCCCGUAUGCAUCUUUUUUUUUUUUUUACAAGCGGGGAUGUGGAUAUCUUUUUUUUUUUUUUUCUUGGGAUAUUGUUUGAGUAGAAGCCAAAAACAACACACAAUGGUUGCCGGAUUCGUGGAAAACAAAUCGCUUGGAAGAGUUGCAUGUUUGGCGUUUGUGCUGAUUUGCGGCGUCUUACUUCUAUGGGGAUGGAGGGGAAACAAAAGGAACCCUCUUUCGGCGGAGGGGAAUCCGCUGUUUGACCCACUGAAACACUGUCGCACGAGGUAUGGCACAAUUCUUGGGUAUGCUCUCAGUGUCCCGGCUUUUAGCAACUGCCAUAGCAGUUACAGUGCGGAACGACUCGUAAUUACACGUUUUGGUUAUCCAGAGCUUGUUGCCGACCACAACGAUGGUUCCAAGGGGAAUUACUGCUCGGGCAGCCCCUGGUCGUCCAUGGAGUACACCGCCCGCAUUCUCUUUCAUUACAAAGGCAUCAAAUAUUUUGAGAUGCCAACACCUCAAGAGGUGUGGUCGACCCCGUACUUCUUCAACCCGCUAGAAGCAGCGGAACGUGAUAAGGAACGACGGUAUGAACCAGUCAGAGUUGCAAACUACGAGGAGGCCACGACGGCGAAGGAACGUAAGCGCCUUGCGCCACGGGUCUUUGACAUUGUUGUGUGGCCUGCACAGAUGGAGCAUGAGCUCCCCGAAGGCCACAUUGCCGUUGUGGUGCAGGUGGAGGAUGAUGUGGAGGCCGCGGGUGGGGAGGACCGACUCCGUGAGCUUCGGAAGUUGCGGCUGCAGCCCCGGUUGUUGUACAUUGCGGAGCAGAACUUUGACAACACGCACUGGGGAGGCAAAAACUACUCGCGCGUGCUGCGGUUCCAGUGGCGAAAUGGCAGGGAGGCGGUGCUGCAGGACCCCUUGGGCCUUAAAGUUUUGGGGCUGGUUCGAAUUGGCAAGCGUACCGUCAUUUUUGAAGACGAGGAUGGUGGUGAUCUUUAA
Molecule: messenger RNA, 996 nt
Organism: Trypanosoma cruzi
Lineage: Eukaryota; Euglenozoa; Kinetoplastea; Trypanosomatida; Trypanosomatidae
Exons: 1
Coding region: 1-996 (331 amino acids)
Cellular component (GO): cytoplasm
Molecular function (GO): ligase activity
Source: RefSeq, a predicted model, not a curated record